GCAGCCAGUACGCAUCGUGGCUCGGCCACGUGCUUCUCGUGGUUUUUAUGCUACUCUACGUCAUCGAUGUCCUCUAUUUUAAGAAAAAUAAUGUUCUAAUUAUUCAUACGAUUGAUUUAUUUCAUCGACUAUUCGUGUUAUUUUAUUUUCUUACGUUUUUUCAUUAAAAAAUACCGAAUGUGAUUAUACCUAUAUAUUUGAUAUUCAUGACGUUAUUUCAAGAUGUUAUUCAAAAAUAAUUGGUGGACAUUGCUCGAAAAAAUUCGGUGGAAUUCCUUUUUAAUUUCCAUAUUUACUACCGAAAUCGAUCAAUCGUCGUGACCACGUGCCUCCAAGAAUCAAUCGAUGAACUUAGUGCCGAUGAAUUAGCGAUAGCAUUGCAAAAUGACGCACGACGCACGCACACGCAAGAAAGAAUCGGUUCAUUCGAUCUCUCACAAAGAGACCUCGUUCGAUUGCUCGUGUCCCACAGGAUACUCGUGUCAUCAGCAUGUCAUUCAUAGAUUCGUUAAUGAACUUAUACAAUCUCACCGAACUGCUCCGAUUUUUUUUGUGCCGUGUGCCGUAUGGACCACGUUCCAUCCAAUUAAUCGUAAUCAGUCUCCAAUAUCGAUAAUCUCUUGAGUCGUUUCAAUCUUUUGGAGGAUAUUUGUAAAAAGGAUAACGAGAAGAUGAGUGAUUAGGAUGAAUUGAUGGUCCGUUCAAGACGUUGUCGUAGGAAAGUUCGGUGCCAGGACAUCAUGAAGCAACGAGUCCUACUCGCUUUUGCCAAUCUUAUCACUUCUUUCACUUCUUUUCUUGUAACGACCGGUGCAAAAACGUCGACGAGGCAUAGAACGCAAAGUAACAAUCAUAGCAACAUCAGUGAAUUACUCGACAAUCUUCUUCGUGGUUACGACAACAGCGUGAGACCAGAUUUUGGUGGACCACCAGCGACGGUCGAAGUUGACAUCAUGGUCCGUAGCAUGGGUCCUAUCUCCGAGGUCGACAUGACGUACUCGAUGGACUGCUAUUUUCGACAGUCAUGGGUAGAUAGACGUUUAGCGUUUCAAGGUGGGAAGGAAACACUCGCUCUCAGCAUAUCGAUGUUGGCAAGAAUUUGGAAGCCCGACACAUAUUUUUAUAAUGGCAAACAGAGCUAUCUCCACACCAUCACUAGCCCAAACAAGUUCGUCAGACUUUAUCAGGACGGAAGGGUACUCUACAGUUCGCGACUCACGAUCAAAGCUGGAUGCCCGAUGAACCUUGAAGAUUUUCCCAUGGAUACGCAAAGAUGUCCCUUGAAAUUUGGUAGUUUUGGAUACACGACUCGCGACGUCAUCUACAAAUGGAACAGCGCGAGACAAGUCGCCAUAGCAGAGGACAUGAAGCUUUCCCAAUUCGAUUUAGUCGCAAAUCCUACUGCGAAUCACUCUACGACCCCACCCUUGUCUCAUGCGGAAUACUCGAUGCUUUUGGUAUAUUUCCACCUGCAGAGACACAUGGGUAACUUUUUAAUACAAGUUUAUGGUCCUUGCAUUCUUCUGGUAGUACUCUCUUGGGUCUCCUUUUGGUUGAACAGAGAAGCUACCGCCGAUCGAGUGUCCCUUGGUAUCACGACUGUGCUGACUAUGACCUUUUUAGGAUUGGAAGCUAGAACGGAUUUACCAAAAGUACCCUAUCCCACUGCCUUGGAUUUUUUCGUCUUUCUUUCUUUCGCCUUCAUUUUUGCCACGAUCAUUCAAUUCGCUAUAGUACACUAUUUCACUAAAUAUGGAUCGGGCGAGUGUUAUUUCAGUUCUGAUCUAAGCGACACCGAAAGCAGUUCCAGCGAAAACGAGGAAAUCUCGCGAUCACCGUCCAAGCGCGAAACGAGUCGCCGAAAGAAUUCUGGUAAUUCGAUUCCCGGAAGUAGCCAAAAUUUCACGGUGAACGAUGAUGGUUUCAUCGAGGUGAUACCCUUGUCUGCGAUUCCUGAUCGGGAACGAACUAUCGCUCAUUGGCAAUUACCCUGCAUUUCUUGUUCUCCAUCAGUGAGCCAUCCUCGUCGAGAGAGUUCUCAUCAAACAGUUUCAAUUCCGAUGCCAAUACCACAGCCUCAGCCUCAACCUCAGACUCAGCCUGAGCCUCAACCUCAGCCUAUAUCUCAGUCUCAAUCACAGGCACAGUCACAGCUUAGGAAAUCUCCCUCACCCCAAAGAGUUGGUUCUCCGAACAAAAGAAUUGCGCCGAGAAAAAGACGAAGACGGACACCGAAAUAUAACUCAGUUUCAAAGAUCGAUCGUGCCAGUCGCGUCGUUUUUCCUCUCUUUUUUCUCGCGAUAAAUGUCUUCUACUGGUACGCUUAUCUUUCUAGAAGUGAGCGUAUCAAUUAUUAUAAUUCGAAUCCCAACGGUGCGUGAUAAGAUGAGAAGGAGCCUACACUCGCUCCAAUUUUCAAUUGCUAUCGAUCUUGCAAAAGAUAUAUAAGAGAGAAUCGAAUAGUAGAAUCUCUUGGAAAAACGAUAAUGUUUUAGAAUCAAAUGCUUUACCGAAAAAUGUUCCUCUUACGAAUAUUUAUAUGUAAAUACGCAUAACCCAUAAAUAUGAAUUUAUAAAUCCUAGUUGUACGUUCUCCUUCUUUUGUUUGAAGCGAAAAUUAAUCGGAACACCUGAGCUUUCUGACCUCAAUAUGGUUUAAUCGUUGUCUCAAGUAUUCCUUUUAAAAAUAAGUGGUUGUAUAUACAUAUGUUUUUUCAAACUUGACCUCAAACGUAAGAGCCAUUAACACCAAGAAAUAUGAACACAAUUCGAUUAGAAAAAAACUCGUACAAAAUCUUUAUGAUCGUAUUUCUUUUUUCAAACGUUAUUACAAAAUUAUCUAUCAUCAUAGAUUGAAUUAUCAAUCAAGCAAAGAACUGAUUUGAUAUUAUUAAAAGCUCGCUGAAUAAUAACAUUACUUUAAUAGUAUUGUGCACAAAUAUACGUUAUAUUCGUAAUAGCAACAGGUGACCUAUCCAUUUUCUUAUGUGUAAUAGGUAUAUGUAAUGUGGUUUCGAAAGAGCUCAUAAACCUUGGCAUCCAUUGUUAAAAGCCAUAACAAACUUCCUUAACAUGUUUGCAAUGCUAUUAAGAUUAUUUUCACCACAGAAAAUUUUCUUUCGAACUUAAGAUUCUCGAACUAAUGCGGCUAGAGUUUGUCUCGCUCGGAAAAUGUAUACGUGUGUUGUUCAUUUAUUAUAAUCUAGACGUCUCCGCUGAAGUAUUACAUUAAAUAUUGAAUAAUCGAUACCCUUGUGUUUUCAUUUCUUUAUAAUACAAUAUAUGUACAAUGGUGCUUUAUUAUUGAACAUUACAUAAAAUAUUGCAUAAACGAUAAUAAAGUAUAACAAAUUAAUUGUUAUCGUACAUAGAUUGAAGUUUUAAGACACUUAAUACACAAAGAUAUUAAUUUAUUUUAUUUAAAUGUUUGAUUUUUAAAUUCUAUAUAACUUUUUUUAAACAUCCUAAUUUAUCAACAUGCCUCGACUACUAGUACAUACACAUCAUUAAUAUUUUAUAUAUUAGAACAAAAAUAAGAUCUUAUUUUGCAAUAAAAAUAUUGUUUAUGUCUGUGCGUUAACAGAUAAAUUUUUUAGCUCAUUAACUAAUAUUGACAUCAAGUUCUUUUACUGCUAUUAUAUAACCGCUAAUAUAACGAAAAGAAAAAUCAAUUACAAGAAAAAAUCGGAAUAUGAUGGAAUUAUUCUUAGAGAUUUCACAACAAAAUAAAGAUCUCUGUUCAUGUUUGUAAUAUAUAAACUUCUUUCCAAUGGAAUCUAUCGACAAAUCAUAUUAAAAAUGUUAAUUGUUUUUAAUCUAACAGUUAUUCUCAAUUAUUUGACAAAACAUGGAACACAUCUAAUAACUGAUUGGUAUAAAAAUCAGGUAUCGCGAGGUCAUCUUGUAUUUUCUCAGAUGCUAUAAUAGAUUCUAUCUCGGACUUUGUAGUCACACCUGAUAAUACAAGUAAUGUCUUGAAACCACAACGUUUUCCCAAAAGAAUAUCGGUCUUAAGGCUGAAAUAAUUAAAUUUUUUUUUACAACAAUUUUUGAAUUCAAUUAAUUAAAUAUUUUUUAAUAUUUACUUAUCCCCGAUCAUCAAUGUUCUUUCAGGAUUUAAGUUAUAUUUCUUUUUAAUAUAUUCGCUUAGGAAUGUUUCUGGUUUCCCAAGCAUUAUGGCAGAUCUAUUGCUAGCUACUUCAACAGCUUUUAUAAAGCAACCACUACCUGGAUAAAGAUGAAAAUAACGUAACACUUUGUUUGUUUUCCACAUAAAGAAAUAAAUAAAACAUGCAUACUGUUAAAACAUGCAUAAUGUUACCUGGGUAUUUAUUUGUAUUUGGAGAAGGUCUGUCUGUAUCACAAUUCGUUCCAAUAAAAUGAACAUUAGGAUUUGCUAAAUAAGUAGUGGCUUUUAACAAUUUUGGAUAACUAAAAUAUUUAUCGAAACCUAUAAUUACAGCACCUAUAUCUGGAUCUGGUUUAAACUCUUUUACUAAAUCCAAUUCAUCUCCUUCCAUAGCAUCAGGCUAUAUAACAAUAUGGUAUAUAUAUUGUCUUAUAUUUCAAUAAAGUAUGAAAUCAACUGUUAUACCUAAUGUUUGUAAUAACUUACUCCGAUACCACAAUGCUUGAUGCCUACUUCUUCUAAUUCCUUACCAAUUGCGGUACUUCCAAUUAUAUAAGCUGUUUUCUUAAACUGUUUUUCUUUAAGAUAAACUGCUGCUAAAAAUGAUGUACAUACUAUAUCAUCCUAAAAAGAAGAACUUUAUAUAAACAUAAAUAAGAAUAUAAAUAUAUGUAAUAAAAUAAUAGAAACAAAGAAAGUAAAAUGUUUUAGUAGAAACAAAAAUUUUCUUUUUGUUAACGAUACUCACUAUAGUUGCUUUAUAACCAAAUCCUUUGCAUUUUUCUACAAAUUCAGGUCUCGUUCUCGUGUUAUUAUUUGUUAUAUAAAAAAAUUUUUUCUUUAAUUCUAUAAGUUUAUUCACAGUUUCAGGUGAUCCUGUUAUCACAUCAUUUUCUUUCCAUAAAACACCUUGACACAUUAUUUGUUAUUUUAAUAUUAGUAAUAAAAAAAUCGAUUAUUUUUAAUAUUACAUAAAUAUUGUAAAUUUUCUACAUUAAUUUUUAAAUAUAUUACCAUCACAAUCCGAUAAAACAAUGUCAAUAGAAUUUAGGAAGCUUUCCAAUGUAUCUUUGGAUAAUGAUGUCAAUUGUUUUGGUGACAUUAUGGAAACACCUAUAUUUCGAUAUUUAGAUGGAAUGAAAUUGAUUUUUGCGUAGAGACAUAUGACUCUUAUCAGAAUAAUUUUACUAGAACAAACUUAAAUGUUAAAUCCUAAUAUCUAGCACUACAUUGCUCGACUGCAUGCCGAGCAUUAACGAAAUAACCUUGACUGUGGAACGUUAUGUAAUCAUAUGAUAUAUAUACUAAGAUUGAGUGCAAUCCAUUAAAAAGCAGUUGAGUAUAACUUGUGAUAACUAUAUCAUACUAUCAACGAAAUAAUAGCUCUUAACUAUCAUAUCCUCACUUUUGAUAGAUGGCAGUUUAUUCUUAACUUACAUAAUGUUCUGAUUGAUUAUAGCUCUAUAUAGUAUUGUUUUGUAUUGUUCGUUAAAACUGAUAAACUUCAAAGAUUUCUCAUAAUAAUAAAAAAUUAAUAUAAAUAUAUAAAAAAGUUAUACCGUGUUUAAUUUGUAAUAGAUUAUUGGUUGAACGUUUUAAUAUUUUUAACAUUAUAACUUUAUUUUCUUCCUUCAAAAAAGAAAGAAAUCUUUUGUUAACCCUUUGAGUUCUAUGGGCGCACAUAUGCGUCCAACGAAAGCUAUCGAUAUAGAAUACGGACGCAAAUACGCGCUCGGCAGAUGCUAUCAGUAUGGCCUAUAGACGCAAAUACGCGCCUGGCAAAAAUGAUCAGUGUACUAUGAUCAAAUAUAUGUUCGGCAAAAUAUAUAUAAUUAUAUAUAUAAUUAUAAUAUAUAUAUUAUUAAUUAUAAUAUAUAUAUUUCUUAAAAUUUAUAUAUUUUAAGCCUUUCCAUGAUUAUAUAAUCCUUCUUAUGAUUUGUUUAAUUUUCUGAUUUUGAAUAUCCAAAUACAUUAUAAUUAUCAAAUUACGGGGAUUUUAAAUUCUAGCAGGUGAGUAAACAAUAUAUAUUGAAAAUAAAAAUGUUUUCAUUCAAUGUAGAAUAGACAACGGAAUAGUAAUUGGAUUGUAUACUAUAUUAUAAUGUAUCAUACACCGUCGACGAGAUCCAUCUACGCAAAAAAGCAUUCAGUCCCCGGCGAUCGUCAGCGCCAGUCACGCACCGUCCGUACGGACUGCAUAGGCCACGAGUAUUCAGCACUCAAAAGGUUAAAGUCUAGGUUAGAUAGACUAUUUUUAAACUGAUUGAUAUCAAUAAAAAAAGAUAUAGAUAUUUUAAUCUUUAAAUAAGCUAAAAUUCCAUUUAAUGUUUUAUUAGUAGAAAAUAUGAUGUUUAUAUCAUAAAUGAUUUAUAUUAAGAAUUGAAGUAUAUUAACUAGUCUAGGUUAGAUGGUCUAUUUUUAAACUGAUUGAUACCAAUAAAAAAAGAUAUAGAUAUUUUAAUCUUUAAAUAAGCUAAAAUUCCAUUUAAUGUUUUAUUAGUAGAAAAAAAUGAUGUUUAUAUCAUAAAUGAUUUAUAUUAAAAAUUGAAGUAUAUUAACAAAUUGUAUUUAAAUUUUACCAGUUCAUAAAUUUUUUUUUUAUUUAGAGGUAAAUAAUUCUAUAUAAUAUAAAAGGUCUCCUAAUGCAUCAAUAUAGUAGUCAGGAACAAGCUCUUUUUCUUCUGGCUUAUCUGACUGCUUCCACUGUUCUACUUGCUGUAAAUUGGUAACUCCUGUUAAGACAAGCAAUGUUUUAAAACCAUAUCUAGUCCCAAGCAAAAUAUCAGUAUUGCAUCUGUCUCCUAUCAUAAGAGUCCUUGCAGGAUUUACAUUAUAUUUCUCCUUUAAAAUAUUAGCUAUAUAAGGUUCAGGUUUGCCCAUUAUAAGAGCUUUUCUUUCUGCACAACUUUCUAUACAACGAACUAAACUUCCUGUACCUUUAAUAAGAAUUUAAAUGAUUAUUUUUACAUAUUCAUAAUUAAUAUUUAAAUAUAUAAACAAAUUAAAAAUUUAAUCUUCACCAGGUACAACAAUGUUUUGUGCAAGUGGAAAUCUUUCAUCAGUAUUUGUUCCAAUAAAAUGUACAUUUGGAUCAUUUAGAUAUGUUGCUGCUUUAACCAUUUUUGAAUAACUAAAAUGUUCAUCAAAUCCUACAAUUACAGCUCCAACUUCAGGAUCCUUAUUAAAUAUUGUAUAUGAACAUGGUAUGUCCGGAUUGAUGACAUCUGGCCCUACUCCAUAAUGUGAAAUACCAACUUUUUCUAAUUCUUUUGUUAUUGCUACAAUUUGAGAACAAUACUAGAUAAAACUAACUAAACAUAUUUAAAUAGAAAACUAAGAUUUCAUAGAUUAAUGAACUGUAUAUAUUCAAAGAUUAUCAAUUGAUAAUAUGUCUUACCUUCAGAGCCAAUAACAUAAACUUUCUUAGAAAAACCUAACUUAUGUAGAUAUUUAGCAGAUAAGUUUGCAGUACAUAAAAUAUUAUCUUUUGAAGCUUCAAAUUCUAAUAUUUUACAUUUAUCCAUAAAUUCUUCUAGUGUUUUUGUACUAUUAUUGGUAAUAUAAAAGACUCUAUUUCCCAAAGCAUGGAGCUUACUUAUUACAGCGGAUGCAUUCUUCAAAGGUGUCAUAUGCAUCCAUAAAACACCUUCAAUAUUUAUAUAUAUGCAAUUACAAAUAUAAAAUUCAGUUAUAAACAAAUUCACUCACCAUCACAAUCUGUGAGGACAGUGUCGAAAGAAUUGAAGAAUUCAAUAAUCUCCUCCUUGUUCAAUGUUUUAAAAUUCACAGCUGCCAUUUUAUCUGAAAAAAAGGUUUAGUAAUUAAAAUAAUAUAAAGAAAUAAAAUAACCUCAAUCUUUCUCUACGAUUAAUACAAUUUAUCAAUGCUACCAAUUACAGUCACCAAUGCAACAACUGAUAAAAAUACUGGAAAUAAAUCGAUCGAAUAUUAUUAUUUAAAUAAAGUUUUCGAAUAUAAAAUGAUUAUUAUCUGAACUUAAUUUUUAUAUAUAAUAAAUCUUAAAUCUUACGUAUGUAUACAUUUCUAAAGAAAAAUUUUUUAUAGGUUAAAUAUUCAGAAGAUUAUGUUUUUUUUUUGCGUGUCGUACGUUAACUAAUAUAAUAUCUUCUUACACUUUUUCUCGCAUACGAAUAACUAUUUGACAAACUUGUUUUCUUCUUAGAUUACACCAAUAUUUUAAUUUCUAAUCUUUAUUUAUUUUAACCAUACUUUUUGCUUCUAACUAAAAAUCUUUUGGAAAUACACUAUUUUAAAAUGAAAUCGUAAAAAGUUUUAUUGAAUAUUAUCAAAUAUAAUAUAGAACGAAUAAUAAGAGAUACAGUUGAUUCACUUGCAAAACGAACGAAAACAUUAAUUCCAAUUAACGAUUGAACCUGGUACUAGCAAAUUUUGUAAAGAUAUAUCGAAUACUUAUCUAUUUAAAACAAUGUACAUAUUUUAUUAAAUGAAAUUUUUUAUUAAAAAUUAGUGAGUACAAUUAGUAAGAGAGGUAUCAUGGUACUGAUUCAUGUUUCCUGUCAAGAAUAUGUUAAUAUAACAACGAUUUAUUUAAAAAGUUGUCAUUUUUUAUUAUCGCACAUUAUUUUCUUAUUAUUAUAUAUCUCAACUUGCAUCUAUGCAGGAAUCAUCGACAAUAUCAGUUUUCCUUUCCAAGAGUUCCUUUUCUAUUUGAUGAGUAAAUACUAUUCCAGCCAGAGUUGUUACCAUACUCUUCCUAGGUAUGCCAGCAUCUUUUCUUUUUCUACGUUGAGAUUGUUUAGGUAUUUUUUUCUUUAUUUUACUUUCGUGUAUUCGCUUAUGUUCUAUUAAUUUUUGUUUUGAUGAUAACCCUACUUUACAUAUAUCACAAAUAAAUCUCUGACCCAAGUGACAAGUUUUUAUGUGAUUUUUCAAAUUAGAUUCAAACAAAUACGAUCUUUUACAAUCUUUAUAUGGACAAGGUAUUAGAAGUCUAGAUUUUUCAUGAAUUUUGGAAUGGAUUUUUAAACGAGUUUUAGUUGAAAAUGCUUUCUCACAUUGAUCGCAUUUAUAAUCUGCAAAAAUACAAAAUAGACAUUAAUUGUAACUACAGUAGAUAACUUUAUCAAAAUAAUUUUUCUUUUAUAUAUACAUUUUCUUAUUAUUAUAAUAUAAUGCAUACCAUUAAUAUGGUGUGUUUUUUUAUGUUUACAAAGUAAAGCCCAUUUAUCAAAAACUUCAGAACAUUGUAGAAUUUGACAAGGAUAACUUUUCUGUCCUUUUUCAUGCAUUGUUUCAUGACGUUUCAAUCGUUUUAUAUUUAAGUAUCCCUUAUUACAUUUACUGCAUUUGUAUGAAGUCACAUCAAAAUGUACAGCAAUAUGCUGAACUAAUUGAUGCUUUUUACUAAAUACUGCAUUACACUCAUUACAUGUUAAAAUGUUAUCAUUAUUAUGUACACGUGUAUAAUGACGUUUUAGAUUAUGAUAAUUACUGAUCAUUAGAGAACAUUUGCUACAUCUAAAAAUAAAAUUAUAUUAUGAAAUAUACAAAAUUUAUUUUACAUAUAUGAAAUAUUAUGUGAAAUAUUAUAUGAAAGACAUACUUACUGUAAUCUUUUCUUUGUAGGAUUAUGCACUUCCAUAUGUCUUUUCAAAUGACUAGAAUUAGUAUAAGCUUUGAUACAUUCAGGAUAAUCACAUUUAUAAGGCCUCUAAAAUGUAUAAUGAAAAUUAAAAUUUUUUAGCUAUUACAAUAUAUACGAAACUAAAAGAUAUAUUUAAAAAAUAUUACUUCUCCUGUAUGUAAUCUUAUAUGUCUGUCUAAUCGAGACUGCUUAAAAUAUGCUGCAUUACAUCCAGUAUGUUUACACACAUAUUUUUUAUCACUUUGUUCACUCUUAGUAGAAAUAUUUUGAAUACUAUCAGAUUUAGUAAAGUUUAAUGUUUCAUUCAGAAUUUUUGGUGGACUUUU
Molecule: messenger RNA, 10081 nt
Organism: Vespa velutina
Lineage: Eukaryota; Metazoa; Arthropoda; Insecta; Hymenoptera; Vespidae
Gene: Grd
Product: gamma-aminobutyric acid receptor alpha-like
Exons: 10
Coding region: 693-2381 (562 amino acids)
Biological process (GO): chemical synaptic transmission; regulation of membrane potential; chloride transport
Cellular component (GO): synapse; membrane; neuron projection
Molecular function (GO): neurotransmitter receptor activity; GABA-A receptor activity; extracellular ligand-gated monoatomic ion channel activity
Source: RefSeq, a predicted model, not a curated record